GUAUUGGGUAGAUCCGACCCGACACUAUAACCGGAUUAGUCAAGUAAAAAAUCAAGCCGGUGCCCUGAUCCUAAAUCGUCCUCUUGCCGGCGGAAAACGGUUUCUCCCGAUCAUCGUCAUGCGUACUUUAGCAGCUCAACUCACCUCCCAUUUGUGUAGAAGAAGACCAGUGAAUGUUCGAUCACGUCAGCAUUCGUCAUCGAGUUACGAACGAGGGUUUCCGGAUGAACGAGAAAUGGAAGAGGAGGCUGAGAGGAAGAUAGGGUGGCUUUUUAAACUUAUUUUUGCUGGUACUGCAACAAUUAUUGGAUACAAUAUCUUUCCUUACUUAGGUGAUAAUCUGAUUCAGCAAUCGGUGUCGCUUUUAAAUGUCAAGGAUCCCCUGUUUAAAAGGAUGGGAGCGUCUAGAUUAGCUCGCUUUGCAACCGAUGAUGAAAGAAGGAUGAAGAUUGUGGAGAUGGGUGGGGCGAAACAGCUUGUGGAGAUGUUGGAGGCUGCUAAGGAUGAUGCCACGCGUAAAGAAGCUUUGAAUGCUAUUAUUGCCAUUGCUCGUUCAGAUGAAGCUGUUGGGGCUCUGCAUAGUGCUGGAGCAGUUUCGGUCAUCAUGGCUACUCCACAAUCUACUGAGGAUGCUGAAAUCGAGAAAUUUAAGGCGAAAUUGCUUAAGAGGUUUAAAGAUAUGAAAUAUGAUCAAAAUUAAGGUACUUUUUCUUUAAUUUUCUGUUAUAAGUGAGACUAGAUAAAUUUUAAGGCUGUAUUAGUGAUCAGGUUUGGUUGACCUCAUUUCUCUACGCUUAUGUUAUCCAUGAUAUACAUUUCGCCCAAUAUAUUACUAUUAUAUUAGAAAAAAAUAGAAAAGAUCCAAUGACAAUAUCAAA
Messenger RNA from Helianthus annuus (common sunflower), 878 nucleotides. RefSeq lists its product as uncharacterized. Lineage: Eukaryota; Viridiplantae; Streptophyta; Magnoliopsida; Asterales; Asteraceae. The record is from RefSeq and is a predicted model, not a curated record. The coding region runs from base 119 to 700 and encodes 193 amino acids. The transcript is spliced from 6 exons.